UAUAACGUCUUUCCAUCUUCUUCCUUGACAACUCAUAUUUUCUUCCACUUUUCCUUUUUUCUUUUCUUUGUUCAUUUAAGCAGCAUAUGUCUCAUAGGCCCGUCGUUCCUCAUUCUUCUUCUAGCGCUUUUGGCCUCCACUCCCAUCUCCUGGUCUCCAGUGAGAUGAACUCUAAUUCCAACUGGUAAUUCAUCUCGUUAAAACAAGUCGUUUUAUUCACUCUAAUUAAUCACCCAACUCUUUCCUUUCUUUGGUUUUAAUUCCGUGACAAGAAAAUGGGUGUUAAGGGAUUUGUUGAAGGCGGCAUCGCUUCCAUUGUUGCCGGAUGUUCGACUCAUCCACUUGAUCUCCUCAAAGUCCGCAUGCAGCUUCAGGGUGAAGCCCACGCGCCCACACAGCCGGUUCAAUCUCUCCGUCCGGCUCUCGCCUUCCCCACCACCACCACCGCCGUCCACGUCCAACCACCACCACCACGUGUGGGUCUCGUCACAGUCGGCGUCCGUCUCGUUAAGCAAGAAGGAGUUGCAGCUCUUUUCUCCGGCGUCUCCGCCACCGUUCUUCGUCAGACUCUAUACUCCACCACCCGAAUGGGCCUUUACGAUAUUCUAAAAAACAAAUGGACCGACCCGGAAACCCGAACCAUGCCUCUCACGAGUAAAAUCGUUGCUGGUCUGAUUGCCGGAGGGAUCGGAGCAGCGGUUGGGAACCCUGCUGACGUGGCAAUGGUUCGUAUGCAAGCCGACGGAAGACUCCCUCCGGCUCAGCGUCGGAACUACAAGAGCGUGGUAGACGCCAUCACGAGAAUGGCGAAACAAGAGGGCGUGACUAGCCUGUGGCGCGGCUCAUCCCUUACGGUGAACCGCGCCAUGUUAGUGACGGCGUCGCAGUUGGCGUCGUACGAUCAGAUCAAAGAAACGAUCUUGGCGAAGGGCGUGAUGCGUGACGGACUGGGUACGCACGUGACAGCGAGUUUCGCAGCGGGGUUCGUGGCGGCGGUUACGUCGAACCCCGUGGACGUGAUAAAGACAAGGGUGAUGAACAUGAAGGUGGAGCCAGGGAAGGCGCCGCCAUACAAGGGGGCGAUCGAUUGUGCGGUGAAGACGGUGAAGGCGGAGGGGCCAAUGGCUCUUUAUAAAGGGUUUAUUCCGACGAUUUCGAGACAAGGGCCGUUUACGAUCGUCCUGUUCGUUACGCUGGAACAAGUGAGGAAGGUGCUGAAGGAUUUCUAGAGAUGAUGAUGAAAAUUAGAAUAUUGUUAUUAAUAAUUUAAUAAUGUUGUUUGAAUUUGAGAAAGAAUCCAGAUGUGGUGAGUUUGAUUCUUAAAAAAUGUAUUACAUUCUUAUUCUGGAAUUUCAAUUUUUCUUCUCAAUUGCUGGAGGGGUUUGGUGAAA
This is a messenger RNA of Pistacia vera, 1391 nucleotides long. Its product is annotated as mitochondrial uncoupling protein 5-like. Gene Ontology annotation, cellular component: mitochondrial membrane. Lineage: Eukaryota; Viridiplantae; Streptophyta; Magnoliopsida; Sapindales; Anacardiaceae. Gene Ontology annotation, biological process: malate transmembrane transport; oxaloacetate transport; phosphate ion transmembrane transport. The coding region runs from base 276 to 1229 and encodes 317 amino acids. The record is from RefSeq and is a predicted model, not a curated record. Gene Ontology annotation, molecular function: thiosulfate transmembrane transporter activity; oxaloacetate transmembrane transporter activity; antiporter activity. The transcript has a single exon.